GCAAAUCUUCCGUCACUAGAACACGUUGGGGGAUUCAGGUUUGUUCGAGCCUUGCCAAAAACCUCUCAUCCAGAAAAAAGACUGCAUCUUCACACCACCACUCCUUCCGUAAAUCAGUCUUCAUCAGGGGCUGUUUCAUCCCAGCCUGAAGUGGUUGCCUCGUCUGACGUGAAGCAGCCACCACUCGAGCUAGUCCCUCUAGUCUCAACCCACCCUGAAUUAGAGAAAUCUGGUUUCCAGACCUAUUCAUGUCCUAAAACAUUGAAAGUGAAUCCCAUGACGACCAAUUGGGUGCAAGUCAGACAUAACGUGGUUCCAUCUCACGAACUUUGGGCCGAUGAUCUACUUGUUAUGUCACCCAUUGCGCUCUUGCCAACUGGAGCGGACGGUCGGCAGUACACUACAUGUCGAGCCGAGUCAGCACAGGCCUGGCCCCUGGUAAUGUCUAUAAUUUCCGCGGAUGAAAGAAGGAAUUUAUCAAAUUUGGAUGGUUGUAAGGCCGAAAAAUUCGCAGCUAACCUCUUUGUUGAAAUACCACCACAGAGCCUACUUCUGCUUGAACGCCCUCUUGGCUUGUUGCCAUUAUCAUUGGAGGACGAGGCAAUUUGA
Protopolystoma xenopodis is the source of this 609-nucleotide messenger RNA. The record is from the annotation of a GenBank genome assembly. Lineage: Eukaryota; Metazoa; Platyhelminthes; Monogenea; Polystomatidea; Polystomatidae.